AUGUUCUAUUCUGAAGAAUUACUGAGCAGAAAGAAUGGAGCAUUCAGCAUCGUGUGGCUCGUGGCGACCAUGGGUCAGGGGUCGAAAAAGAUCACCAGAAAGGACCUUCACAGUGUGGAUCUGCCCAAAACUUGCGAGUUGAUUGCAGAGCCUCCGGAGCCAAUGGCCUUACGACUGAGUGGGAAUCUCUUGGUCGGCGUCGCAAGGGUGUAUAAAGGCAACUACGAUGUUUUCUUCUCAGAUGUCACCGACUUCCACACCCAGCUCCGACGUUCUCUAACUGUUCAAGCCGCCUCGGCCGGUGUGCCAGCUGGAACGACUAGUAUCGACCUUCCUGGGGAGGGGAAGAGCCGCAUCGAUUAUAUCACGUUUGAAGAUCUAGAUCUUUCGUGGCAAAGUGUACUCAACACGGAAUUCGGCGGAAUCGACUGGAGGAGACCUCCCUCUAAGCGACCCGCUCGUGACGAAUCUCUUCUCGACUCGCUGCACGACCCGCAAGAGGGUGUUCAUGGUGGGGAAGAGAUGGAGGGUCCUCGGGCCAAGCGAGCUAAAAUCUCCGCGUCGCCCUUGGAAGCUCGAAGCAAACAUCAAACCGUUCGGCUCUCUCAACAGAGUCAGCUGAGCACUGGACAUUAUGAUGUAGAAUUCAAUUUUGGUCCGGACGAUGGGGGUGUCUUGGAUAUGACGACUGACAGCGUUGCCCUACCUGAGAUGCCCUCAAGUGAUCAGCCAGCUGACGGAGAGGUCGACAAUGGGGGAGACAUGGUCGGAGGAGGAGCGGUCUUUGGGGGAGAGAUGUUCGACGUGGAUCCAUUGGCCGAUAUCGAUGUCGUUGAGCGCGAGUUGGCACCUGAAGAGGGGCAUCUCGACGAUCAAACGGAGAAGGCAGAGGUUCCAAAGGCCAAAAAGCAGAAACGACUCGCCUUUGACAAGGAACUCGAACUCGACGAUCAUGCUUUCACGACCCGAGCAUAUGAUCAAAUGAUGGGAGCCGCUCGUGCGAACGCACUCGAAAUCGAAACGAGGAAAGCCACCAAGGCUCAGGUCGAUGAGCUGCUCGGUGGACCUAAUUGGCUCAAUUUCAUCAAUCCCGACAUGAGAGUCUUCUUUGCGGCCAUCACACACGUCGGCAAGUACCAGUGGCAGCUCGAAGCCGACUUUCGCAAAGUCCGAAGACCGUCCCCCGCUGUGCCUUCACCAAUGAUGUAUCCUGAUCAAGGUAAUCAGACAAUGGACACAUUCGAUGACUUUGGACCCGGAUUUGAUGAGCUUGUACUGCCUCAGGACACUGCACCUGCAACCGGGACGACUCAUCGUCAAGCCAGCGUGGAGAAUGCACGGGCUGAGUCGAAUGUAGGCCGGAACGAGCCAUUGCCGUGGCAGAUGAUGGCGCCCUCCAUUGGAGGCAGCGAAGCUCGUGUGCAUGACGGACUCACUACUAGCAGGAGAGGCAGUGCGCAUCUCCGUUACACCGUCAUGACUCCUCAAGAGAUCCGCAUCCGUCGAAACGUUCAAUCAUCAUCAGGAAAUAGGCCUUUUACCUCCUUUGAUGUCCGACAAGCAAGGUCAAGAUCUGCAUCUGUUCUGGCUCAGCGAAAUGGAGACCAAGACGUGAACAUGUUGAUCGGCGGCGACGAUGAUCACGGGGAACUGGACCUUCCGAGGGAGAGUCAGCUGGAUAUUACCGAGUCUCAAGCCAUGGCGCGAGACGUCCCGGAGGCAUUCCAACCAGAGAUGUUGGCAACCAUUGAGAAGCAGUGUCGAGACUUUCUGAGGUACAUUGAGUGCAGAUACGGUGCUGAUCCUAGCUUUGUCGAGGCUCGAUCCAAUGAUGGGGAGGACGAGAUUGAGCUGUCAGAGCUGAUUCCCGAGACCAGCUCCAAGGGUGUCGCGUCCAUUGGUUUCUACAACUGUCUCACUCUCGUCACCAAACGCCUCUUGAAAGUCGAGCAGCCCAGCGCGUGGGGACCCAUCACCAUCAGCCUUGCCACAUGA
Molecule: messenger RNA, 1995 nt
Organism: Kockovaella imperatae
Lineage: Eukaryota; Fungi; Basidiomycota; Tremellomycetes; Tremellales; Cuniculitremaceae
Product: Rec8 like protein-domain-containing protein
Exons: 19
Coding region: 1-1995 (664 amino acids)
Biological process (GO): replication-born double-strand break repair via sister chromatid exchange; synaptonemal complex assembly; meiotic sister chromatid cohesion
Cellular component (GO): cohesin complex; synaptonemal complex
Molecular function (GO): protein binding; chromatin binding
Source: RefSeq, a predicted model, not a curated record